AUGGCUAAAUCAAAUUCGAAUGUCAAGAAGGCUGUCAAGCCCAGAGAUAAUCAGAAAAGGUUCGAAAGACCUGGAGGAAAAUUCAAAAAUAAAACAAGAGAUAAGAAGUUGAAAGCGGGUUUAAAGAGAAUCGAUGAUCAAUACACGAGAGCCGUUUCUUCAGCUGCAGCCACUGAAUACCUACUUCCAGAAAGUGCUGGGUUCUUGGAAGCCGAAGAUGAAAUGGAAAAGACAUUUAAAGUUAGCCAAAGAGAAAUUAAAAGUAGUGUCGACGUCAGCACGGCAAAUAAAGCAUUAGAUUUAUCAUUGAAAGAAUUUGGCCCAUACCAUAUAAAUUACUCCAGAAAUGGUACCCAUUUAUUAAUCUCCGGUCGCAGAGGUCAUGUCGCAUCAAUGGAUUGGAGAAAGGGUGAACUACGAGCAGAAUUGAAUUUGAAUGAAACAUGCCAUGCUGCAACAUAUUUACAAACUGAGCAGUUCUUUGCCGUAGCACAAAAGAAGUACACAUUUAUUUAUGAUCACGAAGGUGUAGAACUACAUCGUCUUAAACAGCAUGUUGAAGCAAGACAUUUGGAAUUUUUACCAUACCAUUAUUUACUUGCCACAGCUGGUGAAACAGGUUGGUUGAAGUACCACGAUGUUUCCACAGGUCAAAUGGUAUCAGAAUUACGCACAAAACUAGGCCCAACGACGGCGAUGACACAAAAUCCAUGGAAUGCAGUAAUGCAUCUAGGUCACAGUAAUGGUACGGUGACACUUUGGUCACCUUCAAUGCCUCAACCUCUAGUACAAUUAUUAUCAGCAAGAGGACCAAUAAAUAGUAUAGCGGUAGAUAGAAGCGGUUACUACAUGGUCACAACAGGCAAAGAUAAAUCAAUGAAAAUAUGGGAUAUUAGGAACUUUAGAGAACUUCAUACUAUAGAAAAUCUUCCAACUCCAGGUACCAACGUAUCAAUUUCGGACACUGGACUAGUUGCCUUAACAAGAGGUCCUCAUGUCACAUUAUGGAAGGAUGCUUUGAAAAGUAGUAGAUCUGCCAGACCAUGCUUUGGUUCUAUGGGCGGUGAUCCAAAUAGGAACACUCCAUACAUGUCGCAUCUCUUUGCUGGAAAUAAGAUAAAUAACAUUAAAUUUGUGCCAUUUGAAGAUCUGUUAGGUGUCGGUCAUGAAACUGGUGUCACAAAUCUAAUUGUUCCAGGUGCUGGUGAAGCCAACUACGAUGCUCUAGAAAUAAAUCCAUAUGAGACAGCAAAACAGAGACAAGAACAAGAAGUUAGAUCUCUAUUGAACAAAUUGCCAGCUGAUACAAUCACGUUAGAUCCAAAUGUCCUUGGUAGUAUCGACAAGAGCGCUUCCAAUACUAGAUUGACAGCAAAGGAUCUUGCAGAACUUACCGUUGAAAAACGGGACCAAAGUAAGGAAAAUAAAGAUAUCCCUGAUGUUAAACCUGAUGUGAAAGGUAAAAAUUCAGGCCUACGUUCUUUCCUACGUAAGAAAACUGCAAAUGUUAUAGAUGAAAGAAAGUUGAGGGUUCAAAAACAAUUAGAGAAAGAAAAGAAGGCUCGUUUGAGAAAACAAAUGGUAGAAAGAGGUGAGAUUGACGAAGAUCAUAAAGAUCUUAUCGAAGAAGCAUUGGGAAGAUUUUCUAAAUAG
Molecule: messenger RNA, 1653 nt
Organism: Kazachstania africana CBS 2517
Lineage: Eukaryota; Fungi; Ascomycota; Saccharomycetes; Saccharomycetales; Saccharomycetaceae
Gene: UTP7
Product: Utp7p
Exons: 1
Coding region: 1-1653 (550 amino acids)
Biological process (GO): maturation of SSU-rRNA from tricistronic rRNA transcript (SSU-rRNA, 5.8S rRNA, LSU-rRNA)
Cellular component (GO): 90S preribosome; small-subunit processome; nucleolus
Molecular function (GO): protein binding
Source: RefSeq, a predicted model, not a curated record